Messenger RNA from Aspergillus versicolor CBS 583.65, 1471 nucleotides. RefSeq lists its product as uncharacterized. Bases 380 to 1339 code for a protein of 319 amino acids. NCBI's taxonomy places the organism in Eukaryota, Fungi, Ascomycota, Eurotiomycetes, Eurotiales, Aspergillaceae. The transcript is spliced from 6 exons. The record is from RefSeq and is a predicted model, not a curated record.
UCACCGUGAGCCUGGACGACGGGGAGGGCGGGACCACCACGCGUGUUCUUACCCUCCCUCCGUGGCCGGCUGUUACCCAGGGCCCACUAUCUGGUGGUGAGAGUGGUGGUGGUGGCGGCGGCGGCGGCGACGACGACAACGAGGAGGAAGACUGGGAAUUCCCGAACCCAAUUACGGAAACGGGCGAGUUAGAGCCCGAUGAGCCAUCCCCGACGACCAUGCCUACUUGGCAAACAUAUCCACCAUACAUUGUCGAGCCCGUUGACGAGGAAGACGGCGGCGAAGAUGGCGACGACGACGACGAUGAUGAUGAUGAUGACGACGACGACGACGGCGGCGGUGGGAUCAUCACGCCCUGCAACCUCUGGUUUUUCAAUGUAUGUUGUGCUCUCCGUUUACUGUAGCAAACGCAGCCUGUGCUAAUGGUCUCCAGUUCUGCGGCGGAGGAAGAGUUAAAUCUCUCAGAUGGCGCCUGCCCCCUGGCAUUUACCCACCCGGUCCGCCACCCCCGGAUAUCUUAGGACCCCCUCCGGACCCCAAGUGGAGUGUUAUCCUGCCGCCAUUGCCACCCUGGCCGGAAAUCACCGUCGGCCAUGACAACCAACUCACCUACAGCGAGGAGCCCCCCUGUGAAACUGAGUCGGCCGAGCUCUGCUCCACGACAGUCACACACUCGGAGACACUGGUUGGGACAACCACGUCGACGGCCACUGAAACCUCGUCCUACUGCGGGACAGUAUAUGGCUGCGCCGCAACAGGGUCGGAGACAGCCACAACGACCACUGCAACAGCUUGCCCCCUCGCAGCAAUGGCAACAACGGCCGCGGACGACGGCACAUUUGUGCCGCCCCCACCCGGCUGUCCGGCUCCUGCCAUUGUCUACCCCAAGGACCCUGAGAACGUGGGCAACAUCCCGAGCCUACUGCAGGGGUAUAGCGACUACGUCGAGGUCGGGCAGACCACGGAGAACUGGGUAGCGUUCUACUGGAUUCCGAAGCUGGGUCAAGACACCAUGAACGCUCUGAGACAGUCGCCCGAUGUCGCGCAUGCAUACUAUUACGAGGAGUCAAACUACAACAUAGGGGCCCCCUUCACGCUGGAGGACGAAGAGGAGGACGAGGAAUCUCUGUACUGGGAUAUUCCCUCCUAUCCCAAAGCUCCACUUACCCCGAGCAACCUCGACGAUAGAGUGUCAGAUAAGCUGCCAAAUGUUCGAGCCGCGGCGCGACAAGAGACAGGAACAGAACCAUGUGUCUCGAGACACGCCGUUCUGGAGUGCUUCACAGGUUUCGCUGCCCAAGGACAGUAUCUGGGGCGCGCCGGGCAGCAAGAGCUUUAACCCCAAAAAGGACAAGGGCAAAUUCUCGUAUCACUAUGACAGCGCGGACGCCAGCGAUACUUAUGUGUAUAUGCUGGGCGAGCGGGGGAUUUACAAUGGGCACGAAGUUUGUCCACCAAGCCGUGUUCUGCG